AUGCACGAUGCCAGGGGAAAUCUGUCAUCAAGGAUUGAUCAGGUUCUAGUCCUUACAGGUUUAAAGCAUGAUGAGAAGUCUUUUGCCUUGAAAUUAGAGAAGUUUGCUGAUGGAAAACGCGACACCAUACCUUACUUAGCCGAGCUUUCUUACAAUGAUAAGAAUUCAAGACGUUUAGCUAGGUUGGUUUUGUUGCUAAUGUGUCAGCUAUUCGAGCUCCGAAUAGAUGGACUCGAUUCGGACUAUGCAUUUGACCUGGACGAUAUACACCACACGAAGCUAUGUCUCGUGAAAAUAGCAGGACUUCCCGGGAGGAUAGACAAGUACUAUCAUAUAGAACCAGAGGAGAUCACACCAAUAGACAUGGACAGAGCAGUCGAGUAUGCACAGAAUAGACAAGACACCACAUAUGGUAUGUUAAUUCACGAUAUAUUGGGAAAUCUAAUUGAAAUGAAUGAUGACGUGCGUAAUACUUUUCAAUUUGAUAAACUACGAAAUUACGAUUGCACUAUUUCCGACUUUAUAAGAAGUUUGCGCAGAAGUAAAGUGAAGCAAGAGGAGAUCAGUUUGAUGAGGAAUCCAAUUUUUGACGUAAUGCGUUCUACAACCACUUGUGAGGAGUCUUUGAACGACUUUAAUUCUCAACUAGCUUCGAAUGAAACACUUGACUCAUCAAAUAAUCUCGACCACGGUGAGGAAACCGAUUUAUCAAGCUAUGCUGAAAUUUCGCAAGAGACUCCGCAUAAAAGAAUGAAACUCGUUCAAAGCAAAAAUCUCAUUGAUGUUGAAUCAAUUCAAAACUGCCUAUUAGGAACUGAAAAAACUUUAUUUGGAAAAAUAUUUGGUAUAUACCCACCAAAGGUCAAAGUAGGGCAAAAAUUGAGUACUAUCCAUCUGUAUUUUAUACCAAAAGGGUGGCCCUACGACAGUACACAAUUGCUGAUACCUAAUGUCAAUUGUAUUGAAAUAGCAGUCCUUGAAAAUAGUGGGCUCUUCGAAAUAUUCACAGCGCUUUUACAGAACAGCUAUGGCUUUGACGAAAAGCUGAUGCUAAACGAUUUUUCAAUCACUAUUGAAAGGGUCGAAAAAGAGCUGAAAGAUGACCUACUUACGGCCGCAUGGUCAUUAGUUGAAAUUGGAGACGAAGAUUUGAUAAAAGAUUUGAAAAUUCCUAAAAGUGUUCAACUUUCAAAGAAAGAUCCAUUUAUCUCAUUGUCUGAACUAAGCUUGACCACGCAUGAUGUUAAAUUCGUGAAUAUAAUUGGCUUGCUGGUGUCCUGCAGCUUUGAAAGUCCCUCUUUUGUUAAAAUGGUCCUUACAGACUUUACAGAGACUAAAAUUCCACAAAAGUAUUUGCUUGACCCAUUUUUAAUCGAUUUCGACAAUAAGUUACACUCAAAUAUGGGUGUAAGGGCAAUAAUGUAUCCGGAUAAAUUUGAAGAUUUUGACAACUUGAUCAAAAGGGAAUUCAGAGGCAAAUCGAUCAAGGACAUGUUUUUACCAGGUGCAGGCUGCAACAUUUCACACAGAGGAAUCGCUUGCAAAUUUUUGCUUAGGGUGAAUAUCUAUGGUGGCAAGUUAAAUGCCAUAGUAAGAGAAUGCGAACCAAUAACAUGCAGGAUGAAGAAACACGUAGACAAUAACAACAGCGAAGAAAAAAAUCUUCUAAAUCAGUUAUAUGCUCGCGCUUUCAAUAGUAUUCCCCUACCCUCCAUACGAAAGUUUUUGCAGUUCUAUUCAACGUGCUUCCCGUAUGACGAGGCCGAAGAAGAUCCCAAUGGACUAAUAAUAAAAAAUUCUAAAUUCCACUCUAGUAAUGAGGCGGCAAUCCGUUUGUUACCCUCUAUCCAUCUAGACGACUUGAAAGAGUACAAGUUGGAACAGGAGGCCGAUAUAACUCUCUUAAAUCAAAGCACUGAUUUAAACAUCCUCCACGAGGUGGAAGGCCAGGUCAUCUCCAUCAAUUAUGACCAAACUAGACUAGAAAUACUUAUUACAAACUCUAUUUUCCAAAAAGACUUCAUCGAUCCCGAACGAGUAGCUCGAAUUGAAAUUUUCGGUGCUCAAAACCUGAAUUAUUUUUUCAACAAUGGCAGAACUGAGGUCGACCAACAGAGUAUCGAUGCUCUGAAGGAGAUUGCCGUGGGCGAAGAGUUGAAAUUCAAGAUAGUGCGCGGGAUAAUCCCUCUUUAUACCAAGAGAGGCCAGCAAUCUGGUCUGAUGUUUUGGUCCCCGAUAGAGCUUACCAUGCUGGAGAUCAAGUCGCAACUAGACUCAUGCGGCGGUGCAUCGUUGAAGGAGGAAGAACAUGACGGCUUGUUGCAAUCUUUGAUGACUUUCUCGUCAAAGGCAAAAUUUGGCAACCCAACUCCUCAUUAG
This is a messenger RNA of Zygotorulaspora mrakii, 2379 nucleotides long. It is a transcript of the gene CDC13, whose product is annotated as telomere-binding protein CDC13. The coding region runs from base 1 to 2379 and encodes 792 amino acids. Gene Ontology annotation, molecular function: DNA binding. The transcript has a single exon. Gene Ontology annotation, cellular component: chromosome, telomeric region. The record is from RefSeq and is a predicted model, not a curated record. Gene Ontology annotation, biological process: telomere maintenance. Lineage: Eukaryota; Fungi; Ascomycota; Saccharomycetes; Saccharomycetales; Saccharomycetaceae.